This is a messenger RNA of Leishmania mexicana MHOM/GT/2001/U1103, 2115 nucleotides long. RefSeq lists its product as hypothetical. Lineage: Eukaryota; Euglenozoa; Kinetoplastea; Trypanosomatida; Trypanosomatidae. The record is from RefSeq and is a predicted model, not a curated record. Bases 1 to 2115 code for a protein of 704 amino acids. The transcript has a single exon.
AUGUCGCAGAGCACCCCGCUGGCCUACGCCACUCUCUCUCGCCCAUCGCGUGACAGUGCCACAAUUCACCGCAGCGCUGCGCGGGCAUCAGCGGCACAUCAGCAGCAGGCGCAGCAGAGUCCAUCGCUAGCCAGGGCCACUGAUGGCGCAGCGUACACUGCAGGUGGCAUCGCUGAUGUGUCGCUCUCGUCGCUGGACACGUGGACCGGGUUCCUCAGUUCACAGUGGGCCGAGGCGGUAAAGGCGCAAUCGUUGAUGCCGUCCAACGCGGCGCCUGUGAACCCUCCCUCCGGCGCCGACCUGAUUAGCUCGCUGCACAGCGUUGUAUCUCGGCAGAACAAGGUGGUAGCGCAGCUGCAGGAGCGACUGGUGGCACAGCGGACCAAGGAGGAGAAGGACUGGGAGGCCAAGAAGCAACUCUCCCGGUCCACCUCCGCCGAGGGAGUGCCAGACUCUGCCAGCAAUACUAAAGGUGAGGCGGUGGCCUCAGUCGAUGAUAGCGUUGCCGACAGUGCGGCUGAGAACACGCAGGUGUGCGUGCUGCUUUCUCACUUGCUGGAGCACGCGCGCUUCCUCUGGGCAAGAGCCGUCUCGCAGCACUUCAAGGUUGCCGAGGUGCGGAAGUCCAGCGCUGGCAAAGACACCCGGUCGCCCAGGAAGGCCACCGCUGGCAUCAACGCAGAGGCCGCCAUGGAGGAGGAGCGCGUGGGGCUGCCACCCAUCUCGCUGCUGUUCCGUUGUCUCGUGGAUGGUAUCAACUCCGAAGAAGCGCAGCAGGCCAUCGUCACCGCUGGGGUGCUUCCAGCCUCCGCCUGGGACAGCGGCGUGUUGGGCGUCGAUCAGUUGGGUAUCCUCACGGUGUUUGAGCGUCACGUCCAGGCGCUUCGCAUUUUCCCCAGCAUCGUCCCCCCGUUGGAGGCGCUGCGCGAGUACUUCGCCGAACUGCACCCGCAACAGCUGAGCAAGUACCACCCAAGAGGGGCCCUAGACAGCACGUUAGAGCUGGCGGAGGCUCAGACGGACGUGUUCUUGCGCUUCGGCGACGAGACGGAGCAGAUGGCGGCUCUCCUGCGCGAGGGGCUUCACCCCUCCGUACGCCGUUUCCUAUACGCCCGUGCGCUGCAGGUGCCGUUGGCGGUGACAGACGGCAAGCCUAUGUUCCUGGCGCAGGGGGAGUUCAUGACAAACCACCUGCGCCACGGUCUCGCGCGCUACCUCACCUGCUCCUCCCGGCAGGCGCGCGAGAGGGUGAAGCGGCGCUUCCACCAUCACUACCUCUCGUCGAAGGAGGAGAACCGCGCGCGGCUGCUUCAGCGUCUCGCCCUGGACGACAUGUUCGUCAGCGUCGGCGACAGCGACAAAUACUUUGUGUACACCGACGACGUGGAGGUGCUGUCGACGGCGAUGGUGGUGGAUCGCAGUCUGCCAGACCCGAAGAUGGUGCAUGCGCUGAAGCAGUUGGGCAGACCAGGGGCUCAGCUCGACAGCUACGUGACUUACCUGCAGUAUCCCGAGAAGAAUCUCAUCCACCAAAAAGCCUUGCCCUGCGGCGUUGCUCCUUUGGAGGGGUUCACCUUCCUGCUGGGUGCCCUCUGCAACGUGACGAGCGACACGGUCGAGCAGUACGAGCUGGCGGCAGCGAUCAUGACGCAGCUGUGGGGUCGACUGCAGGGCCCCACGCCCGAACUUUUUCAGUGCUGUUUGCUCUUCGAGAGCCUCGUGCAGCAGCUGGCACUGCCGGCCGUCCUGCACGCAACGCGCGAUCUGCAGUACCCGCCGCUCGUGCUGGCGAUGCGGUGGAUGUUGACGGGCUUCGCAGACCUCCUCGAUGCCUUCGAAGUGCUGUCCUUCUGGGACCUGGUGCUGUCCUACCACAUGCGUGAAAUGCACCGUCGCAGUCCCCUGUCGUUGCCCACUGGCCUCGCCAACGCCGCCCCACACGACACUAGCACUCCUUGCGCUCUGUGGUUGCUGCCCAUGUACGCGGCAGCAAUCUUUGUGAUGCGGGCCCCACUCGUGGAGGCCUGCAGAACGGCGUCCGAAGUGGACGUGGUGUUCGCCACAGGCCACCAACUGCGCACCCGCUCCCUCUUGCAGGGGCUACUCUUUGGUUGA